Molecule: messenger RNA, 555 nt
Organism: Diabrotica virgifera virgifera (western corn rootworm)
Lineage: Eukaryota; Metazoa; Arthropoda; Insecta; Coleoptera; Chrysomelidae
Exons: 1
Coding region: 1-555 (184 amino acids)
Molecular function (GO): nucleic acid binding
Source: RefSeq, a predicted model, not a curated record
AUGAUCUACGAUCAACUUGUUAAAGACUAUUCCAUUACGUAUUCGCCUUCGAAUCACAUUGGUUUUCGAUACAAGAAAAUUAAUAAGCGAUCAUCAAUAAUGGAUUCUCCUGGUCUAAUUAAAUGGAGAAGUGAAUACUUGGAUGCUAUAUCUAAAUUUAGAGAUGAAGGAAGACCGAUAUUUUAUCUAGAUGAAACAUGGUUCGAUACCCACGAUACUGCUCAAAAAUGUUGGACAGACGAUUAUAUUAAAUGUGCACCCAAUUAUCCAAUUAAUAGAGGUCAGCGAAUAAUUAUUCUAAACAUUGGAUCCAAAAAUGGCUGGCUUGGAGGGAAAAGUUUUUUACUAUCGGCAAAAAACAUUAAAGAUUCAAAGCUGGACUACCAUGAAAAUAUGACGAGUAGCUUGUUUAAGGAAUGGUUUGAAAAGAAGGUGUUGUCAAAUUUGCCUCCAAAAAGUGUAAUUGUAAUGGAUAACGCAACGUAUCACAGCGAACAAAUUAGAAAAAUCCCCGGUGUAGGUUCGACAAAAAACAGAUAUCUGAUUUUUGUAUGA